GAUUUCCAACUUCGACCUCUUCUCCAUCAAUCAACAACGACCAUCAUAGCUUUGCAAUUCAAGCUUGUACCGCAAUUGAGGAUUUCGAGAUCUCAAACAUCUUGUGAAUGCUCUUUUGGUGUCGUGGUUCAGUUGAGUUUCCGAGAACCUCACCUUUUAGACGAAAAGAAGGCGUCGAAUUGCAAUCUCUACCUAACCUUAAGCAGUAGCUCUCUAACUUCGACCUCCCCUUCUCCGUUCAUCAACAACACCCAUCGAACCCCAACUUCGCAACGCAACGGUGCUGUUGAGGUGCCUGCUUCGAGAUCUCAAUCGAUCUUGUGUAUGCUCUUGGAAUUCCAAGAUCCCACAAGAGGAUCACCAAACCACAAUCUCCGCACAUCUCAACCGCUCCUACUCACUUUCAUCAUGGCUUUUCACUCGUGGAAGGAUCCUUCCAUCUGGGAAGCUCGCGCCACCGCCACCUCAGCAGUAGAUGGAGACACCGCAAUGGCCGACAACCCAGCGAGACCUAAAACCCUCGCCGAACUCCUCAAAGCAGACCUCCGCCUCAAAGCCGACAAGAAAAUGCGAAACGUGCACUACGAAGGACUCCUCGAACUCCGCGAAUCCCGCGACAACCUCGACCUCGAGAUCGAAGGCACGGAAGCUGAGUUGGAAGCAGCCGAUGCAUUUAUCAGGCAAAAGCAAGUCGAAAAGCAAGUUGAUGUUCAUGCGUCGGGCCUUUCGAAUGCGCUUUUCAUGGCUUAUGGCGAGUUUUGUGAGAGUCUGUACUCGCAAUGGGGAGGUUUUAAGGGCAUCUCGAUUUUGUGUGACCAGCCACAUCAUGGUUCCUACUUUAGAUAUGACCCGGAGUUUUGCUUUUUUAAGCAGUUUGCGGAGGAGCAGGAGCAGGAGAAGAUGGAGCUUAGAGCGAGAUUGGAGGAGGUGGGGGAGAGGAUGAGGGAGAAGGGCGAGGAAGUGGGCAUUGAGGUCGAGGAAGAGGAUGGUGAAGAAGCAGCCACUGAUCAAGUUUCUGACAUGGAAAUUGCGGAAGCAGGAGAGGGUGAGGUGGGAGAGGAUGAGCUGGACCUGAGGAUCAAGGAGCACGUCCAUUGGACGAAUCGCAAUUUCAGAUGUGAGGCUUCUGUUUCUGUGGUUCGCGAAUUCGACGGAUCGGAGCGGACUGAGCAAAUUGUUGAGUUCUGGUCUCUUCCUCAAAUUGAGCCCCGGAGUGGUGUUGAGGCUACCUGGGGUGAGCAGUAUGUAAGUUAUCUACUCUCCGUCCACUUCCAAGAUCGCUGCUAAAUCUGCCUCAGCCUGAGCUCUACCGUCUCGCGAUCCGUGCUGCGAAGAACGGAUCGGAGGCUGCGAUGGAAAUGUUGAUGAGACUUCCAAGCAUGAGUGCCGAGUUCAAGGGUUGGCUCUUUGAAUACGAGUUUGAGGAGUCGCUGAAGGAUGAGCCGCUUCUUUCUAGGCGGUGGGUGUUCAAGGAGGCGAGGAAGAUUGAGGAGCCUGGUACUGUGGUGGAGAAGAAUAAGGGUUUGGUAAAGUUGAUCGCUGCUUAUUAAGGGGAGAAUUAAGUGUGGGAGGAGAGCUCGGGGUUUUGGAUUUGGAUAACGGCUAAGGCAAUUAAGUGGUUUACACUGCUAUGAGUUCUGAGUUGCUCGCAAACAAUGGUCGGGACUAGUGUGUCAAAUGAUUUGAUUUGAUUUAAUUAGAGCCUACUAAUUAAAUCGUACUAAUUAUAAUUAAAUAUGGUUAAUUAAAUUAUUAU
This is a messenger RNA of Hyaloscypha bicolor E, 1756 nucleotides long. RefSeq lists its product as uncharacterized. The coding region runs from base 325 to 1287 and encodes 320 amino acids. The transcript has a single exon. NCBI's taxonomy places the organism in Eukaryota, Fungi, Ascomycota, Leotiomycetes, Helotiales, Hyaloscyphaceae. The record is from RefSeq and is a predicted model, not a curated record.